ACACAAAAAAAUGGGUUCAUCUUCUUCAUACAUUCUUCUUCUACCUUCAAACCCUAAAUUCUCCUCCGUGAAAUUUGGGAAAUCUGUAAUUCGCAUAUCUGCUUCUUCCUGUGCCACCACGUCCAAGUCUCGGACGACAUCCUCAUCAUCAUCAUCUCUUUACGAUGUUCUUGGUAUACACUCCGGCGCCACCUCUAAAGAAAUCAAAACGGCUUACCGUCGACUGGCCAGACUCGUCCACCCCGACGCCGCCACGGCGUCGUACGGAGAUUCGGGAGAAGAAUUCAUCAGGAUCCACGCUGCCUAUUCGACAUUGUCCGAUGAUCCGGUGAAGCGAGCCGAUUAUGAUGACAGUAGUAGUAGUAUUAGUCAUUCUCAUCGUCGGUUUUCCAGAUACUACGCCGCCAAACCGAGACGGACGUGGGAAACAGAUCAAUGCUGGUAGUAGAGAUCAAUGCCAACUCUGUUACCUCUUGUUCAUCAACCAAGAAGAAGAUUUUGAAUUCCCAAUAUUUAUUUAGGGUUCGUCGCCGCCGUCGCCUCCAUUUUUACUGAUUCUG
This is a messenger RNA of Impatiens glandulifera, 560 nucleotides long. RefSeq names its product chaperone protein dnaJ 11, chloroplastic-like. The transcript has a single exon. Lineage: Eukaryota; Viridiplantae; Streptophyta; Magnoliopsida; Ericales; Balsaminaceae. The record is from RefSeq and is a predicted model, not a curated record. The coding region runs from base 11 to 445 and encodes 144 amino acids.